Molecule: messenger RNA, 1730 nt
Organism: Larimichthys crocea (large yellow croaker)
Lineage: Eukaryota; Metazoa; Chordata; Actinopteri; Sciaenidae
Exons: 2
Coding region: 120-935 (271 amino acids)
Source: RefSeq, a predicted model, not a curated record
CGCAUUCACAUAUCAGCUCUUCAACAGCAACUUGAGGCUCAGGUGUGUAUAUAUGUGCACGCCUCACAUCCACACAUAAACACCAACAAUAUGCUACCUGAGACUCUCCUCCAGCAGUGAUGCCUGCCUUCAGCCCUCCUGCCUCUUUCCUCUGCGUGCUGCUGUGUGUGUCUGUAGCUCUGCAGCGCUCUGACCUGCGCCUGGCUUAUGUGACCCACAACAGCUUUUUCUACUACUCCUGCAGCCAGGACCCGCAACCCUGCAGCGUUGCCUCACUUGCAGACUGCAGAUGCAAGGACAUCCAGCUUUCCACGCUGCACCGUCCCCAGUCUCACUCGUCUCCUGUUUUCCGGAUGAGACGUUUAACCGUUUGGUUCACGUCGCCGUUAAACACAGCACGUCUGCUCAAUAACUCAGAGGUAAGACACCUCACCCUCAUCCACUGUGGUGCUGGAGGAUCCAGAGGGACACCUUCUUCUUCCUUGGAGGGACAUUUUGCUGUGCAGCACCUCGAGAGGCUGACGGUGGUGAACCUACCGCAGAGGCCGGUUCCCCAAUGUCCAGAUGGAAGCAAAGCCAAAAACACAGACUCAAACAUUGACCCAGACAGAGAUAAUGCUGCUCAUGUAGACAGAAAUAGAUACAACAAGGAUAGAGGCUCAAACCUGGACCUGAUUGUGGACAUGAAGAAAGAUUCCUCAGCUUUGCCCUCACCUCAGAUCCAAGACAUCUUACUGGGCAGGGAGCUGGGAGCAGCGUAUCACGAACAGGCCAGACUGGGAAUCAUCCACAGCUCUGUGCUGGAGUGGGGAGCAGUGGUCAAAGCGUACACAGUCCAGACACACAUAGACAAUGACGGCAUGCUGCCCUUCCCUGACCUCCACCUGCCAAAAUUACCAGAGACGUCUGUGAUAUAUGUCAGCUUUGUUUACUGAUACCAGACAGUGUUCACGACCUGCAAACAAUCACUUUUUUUGUUACUUUGGGCAUAAGAAUAUGAUAAGAAAUAGGGGAUAAAGUGGUCAUCAGUUUACAGAAUAUGUUGCAUUUAACGUUAGAGAUGAACUUAAAGAAACUCUUAAAUGACCAAAAACUGAUAACAAACAUAUUUUGUUCUGCCAGUUUUAGAUUUUCUCAGUUUUUUGAGAAGAAAAUAGUUUGUUUGUUUACUCCAAAGUUAAAGCACAUUUUAACAUACACAAAAUACGUGAAAACCUGAAAUUUUGCACAGCUGUUUAUCAGCAUGUUAGAACGAAGUGUGUCAACUAAUGAGAGAUGGAUAUGUAGCUGAAGUGUAUUUUGUUUUCCAAAUGUUGGUCUCAGAUUAAUUGUGUUGAAAUGAAAGGACAGUGUCUGUUUAUUUUUCCUCUUCACCACCAAGGAUAGAAAAUAUAAGCUCCCACCAUGUGUGCAUAAAAGCUUUAAAAGUAUUAUAUUUUAGUUAGUUAGUUGGUUAAAUUGAUAAGUCAAAAACUUGAUCUACAGAUGUGUUUCGUUUCAAACGCCAGUCAAAUAUUUUUGUCUAACAUUUUCUUGCUUUCAAACUUGAACCACAAGAUGGCGGCAGAGACAUUUAAAUGAAAGAGGAGACGCUGGCUGAAGUUUUGAGGCAGGACUGAGCUGAUAAAAAAGGUACUUUAAUUUAACUUUUUAAAAUGUUAUCUGCAACUCCUAAAGAAUCCAAUAAACCUUAAAUUCAAUAAAUGUGUCAUGACACAUCUCAGCACUUU